AUGGAAGAAGCACUACGUCGUCAGUUUGCGCUUGUGGACGCCAGUUUUUGUUUUGUAGCAAAACAUUACGCAGCUCCAACUGUGCAUAGUAUUCUACGUGUAGCCAAUAGUUUCGGCAGCUUGCAGCUCACGCGUGACGAUCUCAUAAAAUUAUCAGCUGUCGCCCCUGAACUCUUAAUUCUGAGUCGUUCUGAUUCUAUUCUCCCGAUAGAUGACGUGUACAGUCCAAUGCCAGCAAGUAAUCAAAACGUUGAAGUUGUGACAUUUCCAUUGGUGCCACAGACGAGCCAACGUGCAAGUUCCAAGAGAAAAAAAUUAUUUGACGUUGCACUGUUGCAAAUUCCAAGAAAUAGUCACGUGGGACCAGAAAUUUCUUGGAAACCAUCUGUUGAGACCGACAAAACGGACUUUUUGACCAUGAGACAGUCAAAUGAUUCGGGAUCAUCAGUCUUGACAAUGUUGCAACAAAUGGACUUGUAUCGAAACCAAAUUAUUCACGUGGAACGACGGAGUUCUCGUGAAGCUCAAUAUUGUGGUCUUGAACCAUUGAAAUUAUCAUUACGAGUAUGUAAAGCGUUGGAUAAAUGUUACCAGAUUAAACAAUUGUACUCACAUCAAUUUGAGGCAAUUGAAGCCAUUCGUCGUGGAGAAAAUGUCGUCUUGUCUACAGCCACCGCAAGUGGUAAAUCACUUGCGUACAAUAUUCCGAUGCUGGAUAUGCUGCUUGAAGACUCGAAUGCUACUUUCAUGUAUCUCUUUCCAACGAAAGCAUUGGCACAAGAUCAGCUCAAGGCAUUGAGACGAUUUUUAGAAGCAGCAGAUCUGCGACCUCAUCUUGGAGCGACAUUUGAUGGCGACACACCUAUGAAAAGCCGAUCGAUGAUAAUUCGAGAAACGCGGGUAUUCUUAACCAAUCCAGAUAUGCUUCACUUGACAAUUCUUCCAAAACAUCGGCAAUGGAAGCAGGUGCUUUCAAACCUCAGAUUGCUAGUCGUAGAUGAAGCCCAUAUGUACCGUGGCGUGUUUGGGUCACAUGUUGCAACCCAGAUACACAUUUCCGACAGUUGCUACCACCGCUUCCGCCUCAAUCUGUUCAUUCAUCAUCUUUUCCUGCAGAUGACAUUGCCCGAGAACAUUUGGACGAAGAUACUGGACCACCAAACUCUCCACUUUUUUCGUCAACGAUCACUGAAAGUUAUCACAAAAGAUGGAGCUCCUUCCGUGGAGAAACUUUUUUGUGUCUGGAACCCAAAGGUGGCUGGAAUGAAAGGCUCUGACGACGUUCAGACAGAUACGUCUGCGCGCCAUAGACGUAAUUCCUCGCGAUCUACCCAUUUACCCAAGGUAUUCCCAUGCGUCGCGACUACGCGAAAGCGUAAGCGCAUGAAGGACAGACCAAGUAAUGCCGAACCAGACGAUGAAGCACAGAAGGUAGGGGCCAAUGUGACCAAUAGUGCGAUUUUCCAAGGCGCUCGAAUCCUUGCUCGUUUGGUUGAAGCAGAAAUCGCAACGCUUCUUUUUUGCCGUGGCAGGAAACUAACUGAGCUGGUUCUCAUGAACGUUCACUCAAUUCUGAAAGCUGACCCUCGUACUCAAAAGCUGCUUCAUCGGGUCAGCUCCUAUCGCGGUGGGUAUACCCUAGAAUCCAGGCGAAGGAUUGAGCAGCGGCUGUUUAGUGGAGAUUUGCUUGGUGUCGUAGCAACGAACGCAUUGGAGCUAGGUAUUGACAUUGGUGAGUUGGACUGCACCAUACAUCUUGGGCUCCCAUCAAGCAUCGCAUCUUUGUGGCAGCAAGCCGGUCGUGCAGGUCGCCGACAACAGCAAUCCAACCCAAAAUUGUCCGUCGCCAUUAUUGUAUGCUUUGAUGCGCCUCUGGAUCAGCAUUUUGCACAGCAGCAACACGCCAUGGAACUUUUCAAGCUUGAGCCAGAGGCUGCGACUUUGAACCCGCUGAAUCGUCGCAUCCUCGGACAGCAUUUAUUGUGUGCUGCCCGCGAGUCGGCACUGUAUUCUUGCCAGUCUGGAACAGCUUAUAUUGAUUCAUUUAUUCUUGGGAGUCUAAACGACAGCAAAGGUGACGAAAGUGACAACGGUGGACAAACGGUGAUGUCUGAGGUAGACAUUGUACUUCAGUCGCUUGUGAAGGAGAACAAAUUGAUGAAGUGUUCGGAGUUAGAUGGACACAUGAACUAUCGCAUCCAUUCGUGCAUGCCGAAAAAGUUCCGCGCAGUGAGUUUGCGCAGUAUCUGCGAUGAAAAUUACGUUGUGGUAGUUCCGAGUAAUAAUGCUCACAAUGAUGGAGAUGAUGGUGAGGUACUUGAUGAAAUUCCAGGAGACAAAGCUUUCUUCCAGGUUUAUCCCUCAGCGGUGUAUCUUCACCAGGCGCAGGAGUACGUGAUCACCCGAUUGGACAAUGUCCAGCGCAUAGCGUUCGCAAAGAAGUGUCAGAAGCCGCUCACGUAUUUUACAAGUUGUCGUGAUUUCACUGAUCUCGAGGUUGUCCGUGUGCACAGCACCUCACGGAUUGGACAUGGCUAUGAAAAAUCAAGGAGCGACUCUGUACUAGUGUGUGUUGGUACUGUGUCCAUUUUAACGCGAGUUUUUGGAUCGACGAGGGUGGAAAAGCGCACAAUGCGAGUUGUAGCGACAAAUGAGUUUUCUCUUCCACCCAUGCAAUCAUUCGGAGAGGCUGUGUGGCUCGAAUUUCCUGCUGCACUUCGACAGCAAGUCGAAGCCAGGAGCGGAGCAUCGUGGACUGCAGCACUGCAUGGAGUCGGUCACCUUUUUGUAGCACUGGUUCGUCUGUUUCUACUUUGCGACACAGAUGAUAUUGACACGGAGCAUGUCAAUGAGUUCGAGCAGCGUGUCAAACCAAAUCGCGUUACGAUCUAUGAGAGACGAGAAGGAGGAAGUGGACUAGUUGCUGAAAUUGUCAAAGUCUUUCCAAAGCUACUCAUUACGGUGUUUGUUGGGAAAAUGGUGCAGCUUAUCGAGAAAUCAUGGACGAUUGCAAGUGAAUGUUUAUGCACUGAAGGCUGUCCUGCUUGUAUUCAAUCAACUGGAUGUUCCGAGUACAAUCAUGUAUUGAACAAGCACGGAAGUCUUCAAGUGCUCGAGUAUCUACGCACACUCUCAGGAGCAGUCAAGCGUCGUAAUCAUCCAACGUCUUGUCCUCCUGGAGCUCAAUAUGGUCCUCCAAUUGUCCACAAUGAGACAUCCGAAUCUCGUCGUCGUCGUCAUCGUAGUUGGGUGGAUCACGAGAGCUCCUCGUCAUCGUAUAACAACAGUGAAUCCAUUUCACUCUUGAUUGCUAAUGGCAAUAACUCGGUAUCAUAUAGUGAGAAAACCACUAGCAACAGUGAUACUUGCAGUCCUGCACGACUCGUGAAAGUCACGAACGCUCUUUUAUACGGCGUUAUCAACUCGAUUUUGACCAUUCCGUGCAUGUACGGCUACGUGACGAUUAUCUUUGGUCAUCCUGACUUUACCAGUUUCAUGCCAGCACUUUCCAAGCUCGUCAUGUUGUCCAGUGUCGUCCAUCAAAUCAUGUUUACUCUCCUGAGCUCGCUUCCUUUUGCCAUUGGACAAGUACAAGAUGCAGGUCUUAUCUUCCUCAGUGCAAUUGCAACGUCCAUCUGCAACUCAUUGGGACAACAUGUGACGUUAGAAGCCAAGGUCACAACCACAGUGGUUACUAUUGGUGUAGCCACGGCGUCGCUCGGUGUCGUGCUUGUGCUGCUUGGGAAGUUUAAACUCGCAGGACUAGUGUCGUACCUGCCAAUGCCCGUAGUAGGCGGUUACUUGGCCUUUAUCGGACUGUUCUGCAUGUAUGCAGGAUUGUCAUUGUGUACAGGACUCGUGAUCAAUGACUUCACGUCCAUGAUGCAGAUCUGGGACCCACAUUACAUGAUUCUCUGCAUCCCGGGAGUUCUUGGAGGUGUGGUCCUACUGCUGGUGGCGCAGCGGUACGAAAACUCGUUUGCAUUACCUGCGACGAUUCUACUGAUGCCGAUCCUGUUCUUUCUUGUGCUGGCGUUCUGUGGGAUUUCGAUGGAUGAAGCACGCAAUUAUGGAUGGAUCUCGCCUGCCUCGGAUCCUGCUGGUUUCGUGCAGAUGUUCGCUAUGUUUGACUUCUCCCAGAUGCACUGGAACCAAGUCCCAAGGCAAUUCACGACAUGGCUCGGGAUGACGUUUGUUGUUGCUUUCUCGUCUUGUCUAGAUGUAGCAGCUAUCGAAAUGGAUAUGGGCACCCAGCUCAAUAUCAACCAUGAAUUAAAGUCUGUUGGCUGGUCCAACGUCGUUAGCGGAUUGCUGGGCGGAUACACUGGAUCGUACAUUUUCUCGCAAACCAUCUUCACUUACCGCUCUAAGACCAACUCGCGUCUCGUGGGCGUGUGUGUAAUCAUUUCCGAGUUUGCCAUCGUGCUUGCACCAUUGUCCGUCAUGAGUCUAGUACCGCGAUUCUUCUUCGCAGCCACGCUGAUCUUUAUCGCAAUCGACUUGAUGAUGGAGUGGCUUGUGCACGUAUACCACAAAAUCUUGCCACGGGAGUACGUUGUAUUGUGGCUCUCUUUCAUUGCUAUUAACAUGGUCUCGCUCGAACUGGGAAUGGUCCUUGGCGUUGGUUUUGCCAUCAUUAACUUCUUGCUGGGUUACGCUCAACUUCGUGUAGUGAACCGUCGAUCUCGCUCCUCUGCUGCUGUGCGAAAACUUGCAGCUCGCACUUUCCUCGGUCAAAAGCGCGAUGCUAUCGUCUACCUGGAGCUGUAUGGCUACCUUUUCUUUGGGUCAUCGGUGCAAAUUCUUGAAGACGUGCAAAAGGCCGUACACAUUCGCAAGCCCCGAACUGUUAUCAAGCAGAAAUCGAGUACGAGAACUAGAAAGGAAUCGCAUGCCAUUGACGAUUCGGGCAUUCCUCUCACACCUGUAUCCAAGCGAGAUGUCCCCAUACAGUGUCUAGAUGGCAGCCCUGCACCGCACCCCGAUGGCCUGCCAACUGAGUAUGUCGUCAUGGACUUUAGCCGCGUUUCUGGUAUGGAUGCGACGGCUGCACGUAGUGCAUUCAUGACGUUGCAGCAGCAUUGCAAACGUCACGCAAUCACUGUCAUAUUUGCCGACGUGCUACCAGAAAUCCGUAGCCUGCUGCUCAAAAAUGAGAUCGUGGAUGAAAAAGACUUCUUUCUCGAUGCUGAAUCGGCUUUGGAAUUCUGUGAGAACCAGCUACUGACGCACACGAACCACGUUCAAGAUUUCAACCACACUCAUAAGUCCAUAAGUGUGCUGCUGCACCGCUUUAUGGGUGAACCUGACGAAUCGCCACUUUUCAGCGGCGUCGACCGGUUUUUUCAGAAGUACGAAGUGCCUGCAGGAUACGAGUUCUACCGAGUGGCUUCUUUCCCCGAUCGUUUCUACUUUCUCGCUAGUGGCCGUGUUGCACUCUUUAUGAACGAUGACGGCAGCGUGGCCCCCGGAAAGUCUCUCACUCCUUUGGAAAAUGUGAUGCCUGGUGCCAUGUUCGGUGAGGUAGACUUCUUUGGCCGUCAAUACCGAUACAUGGCGGCUACGGCCGUGGAACCAUGCACUGUGUUCGAAAUGACACGCCAAAGCUACGAAUCGAUGGAUGAGUUGGCGCCUAAACUCUGGAACCGUCUACGAGACGUUGUCAUGCAGUCCAUGGCGCUAUCGAUUACCAACACCACGUCCAUUAACACCCUGAAUAAUGCCAAUGGGCAUCUUCGCGGACCUAACUAA
Molecule: messenger RNA, 5751 nt
Organism: Peronospora farinosa
Lineage: Eukaryota; Oomycota; Peronosporomycetes; Peronosporales; Peronosporaceae
Source: the annotation of a GenBank genome assembly